Tigriopus californicus is the source of this 1126-nucleotide messenger RNA. Its product is annotated as UPF0462 protein C4orf33 homolog. NCBI's taxonomy places the organism in Eukaryota, Metazoa, Arthropoda, Copepoda, Harpacticoida, Harpacticidae. Bases 487 to 1125 code for a protein of 212 amino acids. The transcript has 3 exons. The record is from RefSeq and is a predicted model, not a curated record.
GUACGGAGACACGAAGCUAUCAAGAAUAUUUCCUCGGUAAUUGCCAUUACAACGAGUGGCAUUCAAACGUGUCAAGCUCUAUGGCUUUUCGACUAGUCUAGGAUGCAUCUUUAUCGAAGGCCACACAAAGGUUCCGGAAACUGACUUGAUCCUCCUGUUUUGGAGAAGUGGGAAGGGGGGAGGGGGGAGGCGGCUUGUUUACCACUGGCCUCAUAUAUGACAUUCCAACGUUACUUCCCGCCUCAAAAGAAAAUAUUUGUUUCCGUGAUCAAGUGACUCAUUCCUACUUUAGAGUCAUCGAGGGAAUCCAGGGGGCUUGCGUUCCAACUAUCCAGGUCAACAAGUUGAUCCCCAACGAAAGAGAAAGAGGUUUCCUACUCGAAAUGCGUCAACAUUCCGAAAUGUUUGGCUAGAAGGGGAUUCCCUUAAAUAAACCUUAAAGAUAGCAUAAAAGAGGAGAAUCGAACAACACUGGUCAGGCCAAAAAUGGAUCCAAAUGACGGGGGAUCAGAUCUAAUGACUGAGUUUGAGGUCACCAACGAAUGGAAUGGAAGGCCCAUCACAGACCACGAAACCAAGAUUUCCAUGACAUUUUCAGAGGCGAAAGAUGGUGUCAAAAUAGAAUUAAGAGCUCCAUUCUUCAACGAUCCUCCACCUCCUGAAACGAAGCCUGGACAACCUUGCUUCAAAUUGUGGGAUCAUGAAGUGGUUGAGGUGUUUCUCCUCAACAGUAAGAAUGGCAACUAUUUGGAACUCGAGUUUGGACCUCAUGGGCAACACCUAGUUCUUCUUUUGACCACGAAUAAAAAGUGCAUAAAGCACAGUCUCCCAUUGGAAUAUUCCGCAGAAAUUGAUUUGGAAAAUGGAACCUGGCGAGGAAAAGCCCUUGUCCCACUUAGUUACAUCCCGCCCGGAGUGGACAAAUUCAACAUCUACGGGAUCCAUAUGGAUCAAGCCAAACCUGGAGAUCGCGUUUAUGAGUCUCUAUUCCCAGUUCCAGGAGAGCAAGCUGAUUUCCACCGAACCCAAUUCUUUGGAACUUGGAACCAAUCCCACUUCCUAUUUCCCAAGAUCACCGAGCUCUCCGAUAUUUGGAAAUGUGCAUUAAAUUCUCCAAAACCGUAAA